AUUAACGAAACAUUUUAUUCUUUUUUUUUACUAGUCUCUAUACAGAGUUGAAAAUAACAAAGAAAUGUUUAGGUUAUGAAUGAUCAAAUAAAAACAUUACUAUUUAAACGUUUCUUAAUCACUCACUUGUAAUUAUUGUAUUAUACAGUAUUUUAUUUUAUUGAUGCCAUCUCUCAAAAGAUUAUUAAUUUAAAUUAAUAAAAACAAUAUUAAGAAUUUAAAUGAUAUUUUUUACUGGAUAUUUAAAAUAUUGUUUAUAGAGGUUAUCUAUACUUAAAAGAAAAUGUAUCCAAAAAAAAUUAUUAAAAAAGUACCGGGGGACUUACCACCACCUACAAAAAAGGAAAAUCAAGGAUAUAUUGAUAACUUAGCUAAUAAAUCAAAGACAGAGUUGGAGGAACUUUUAGAAAGACAGAAUAAAAUGUUAGCUAAUAAAAAAUUUAUUUCAAUGCUUCCUGAUAAAGGGGAAAAGAUUAAAACGUUUAGAAAUAAAUUGUUAAAUCAACUCGAUCAUCAAAAAGAAAUAGAUAAAGCAGCUGUGCUUCUUUCAAGACUAAAUAUAGCAUCGGAAGGAAAAGCAGCAAUGAAUGAAUUGGAAUGGACAGGUAUUUGUCCCAAAGAAAUUCAUAAAAAUAAAAUUGUUGAGUUGGAUAGUGACGACGAGGAAGAAGACCCAUUAAAGAUUUUAGCACAACCUACAGGAACUGGUGUACAUAAGAAGAAAGUUAUACAUUUACAACCGACGGAGCCUUUAAUAAAACCAGAAGAUUUAGAGGAAAUAGAAUCUUUCAAAAAUGAAGGGAAAUCGGUUUCCGAAUUAAUGCACGUAAAAUAUCUUAUCGAUAAGGUUGAAAAAUCUCCGGAAAAAAAUCAAAUUAAAAAGGAACCAUUUAAGCCAUACAAAACUACUAAGAGUAGUGUUCAUGAUCCAGAAAAAGAGAAAAAAAGGAAAUAUAUUAAAAAUUAUAUAGUUACAGCUGCUACUCCACCCCAUAUAGUACACGGUGCUGUUAAAUCAUUAAAUUUGAGCGAAUCGUUACAAUUGCAAAGGGAACAAGUUAAAAAGAUACAGGAUAUUCAAGCGAAACAUGCAGUUGAGCGAUUGGUAGAACGACUAAGCUUGCAUAAUGUUGGUUGUGUACCAAAUAAUGUGGGUGAUUAUCGUAUACCUGAAGAAAUUAAGGAUGAUAGUUCUAGUUCAGAAAGUGAAGAAGAUGAAGUAUAUGACGAUGAUGAUAACGAUAAAAGAGUAACUGUUGUUUAUACAACAGAAUUUACAAAAAGUUAAAUGUUAUUAAUUGAAUACAACUAUGGGGAAAAAAGAAUUAUAGAUUUAAUAUUCGCAAAAACGAAUUGUGAAAGAUAAUUGUACAAUUUGUUUUGUUCUGUAAAUAUUGUUGUGAAAAAUAAUACUUUCUAUACAUGAUAAACGUUUGUAAUUAAAAAUUAUUAAACAUAUUCAAAUCA
Molecule: messenger RNA, 1467 nt
Organism: Polistes canadensis
Lineage: Eukaryota; Metazoa; Arthropoda; Insecta; Hymenoptera; Vespidae
Gene: Polr2M
Exons: 5
Coding region: 284-1288 (334 amino acids)
Biological process (GO): transcription elongation by RNA polymerase II
Cellular component (GO): nucleus
Molecular function (GO): transcription elongation factor activity
Source: RefSeq, a predicted model, not a curated record